Messenger RNA from Xiphias gladius (swordfish), 2737 nucleotides. It is a transcript of the gene slc25a46, whose product is annotated as solute carrier family 25 member 46. The transcript is spliced from 8 exons. Bases 254 to 1516 code for a protein of 420 amino acids. Gene Ontology annotation, cellular component: mitochondrial outer membrane. NCBI's taxonomy places the organism in Eukaryota, Metazoa, Chordata, Actinopteri, Istiophoriformes, Xiphiidae. Gene Ontology annotation, biological process: mitochondrial membrane fission; axon development; mitochondrial fission. The record is from RefSeq and is a predicted model, not a curated record.
UGGGGGCGGUAAUGAGCCCCUACAGCUGCAGUCUGCCGGAAGUCAAGAAGAAGAAGAACUUCCGGGUUGCAGGUGACGGGUGGAUGUUGUUUGUUGCGGGUCAAAUCAACGGGGACGACUCCUACUCCUUUAAACCGUUUCUCCCGGUACUUCAUCGGAACGUGACUGCGUUCGGUUGAUGUCCUCACCUCAUAUCCGUUAACCGGAUCUCAGUCACGGUCCUCCAGCUGUUUGUCCCCGCACCGACCCUCUGAUGGCCUCCAGGCGGCCGGACAGCUUCGACGGGCUCGUCUAUCGCGGCCGCGAUGACCCGCUGUACGGAGCCAGCUACCCGGUCAGGAUGCACGGAGCCCCGGCUGAGCUUCAACACCACCACUGGGUCACCACGCCGCCGGACAUCCCCGGCAGCCGCAACCUGCACCCCGGAGAGCGGACACCGCAGUACGAUGAGUCUUUGGGAGAGCAUGGGGGUCCCGGAGCCGCAGCUGGCUGGGACACUCCGCAGCCCGGGGUACCUCCUGCCGAGCAGCUCAAUCGAUUCGCCGGGUUUGGAAUCGGAUUGGUCAGUCUGUUCACAGAGAACGUCCUGGCUCAUCCCUGUAUCGUCCUCCGCAGACAGUGUCAGGUGAACUACCACGCCCGCUGCUACCACCUGACUCCGUUCAGCGCCGUCGCCAUCAUGUACACCAUCACCAAGGCUCAGGGUCCGAAGGCUCUGUGGAAGGGGAUGGGCAGCACCUUCAUCGUUCACGGCAUCACACUGGGAGCUGAGGGCAUCAUCAGCGAGUUCACACCGUUACCACGGGAGCUUCCUCACAGGUGGAGCUGGAAACAGCUGGCUGGACAUUUACUGCUGAAAGGAUUAACAGCUGUGGUGGCUCUUCCAUUUUACUGCGCCAGCCUCAUUGAGACUGUCCAGAGCGAGAUAGUCCGUGACGACUCGUCCUCCGGUCUGCUGGACUGUGUCCGCGAAGGUCUGGCUCGGUUGUUGGGUGUGGGAGCUCCUCACAGUCGUCGUCUGCUGCCUCUCAGCUCUCUGCUGCUUCCCGCCGCACUGCACGCCAUCCUGCGAUACGCCAUCGCCGCGUCUGUGCAGCGGGUGGCGCUGUGGCUGCACCAGCGGGGCCGGAAGCAGCGGGCGGACCCUUCCAACCCGUUGGACGCCUACUUCCCCGAGCUGGCGGCGGCGUGGGUGGGCUCUCUGGUGGCUGACGUCACGGUGUUUCCUCUGGAGACGGCGCUGCACCGCCUCGGCCUGCAGGGCACGCGCACCAUCAUCGACGCCACCGACGGCGUGGUUGCUGCAGGAAACGGCGGCAGCCCGCUGGUCCUGCCCGUGAACACGCAGUACGACAGCUUCUCCGACUGCCUCCACGCCAUCCGCCGCAAGGAAGGGGGGGCGGGCUUUUACCGGGGGUUCGGAGCACUGGUGGCGCAGUACGCGCUGCACGGAGCGCUGCUGGCCGCAGCCAGGACUCUGCUGAGGCUGCUGCUGCUGGAUGGGAAGCACAGCUAGAGGCGUUACCAUGGAGACGCAGCAUCACUUCCCACAGAGAGGUCAGCUGAUUCGUUUAUUUCUGCCACCGUGCCAGAAAGUAUCUAACAAGACGAGACGGUAUGAAGUCAGAUUGGUUGUUCCUUCUUCUAAAGGAACGACUGGAAAUGUAGUCGCAGUCAGAAAAGGAACCUCCGGUUCUAACAAGAACAAGUGCAGAUACUUUGUGUCACAGUGGCAGCAGCUCAUAAGAAAAGCUGACGAUCAUUAAAAUUAGAAAAAGGUGAACAGUCUUUUAAUUUGUCCAAAAGGAAAAGUGUAAAUUGAAGAGUCACAAAAACAAACGUCAGAGAGAAGUCGUGUCAGUGUGAUGGAUGAACUGCUGGACGGGAAGUGAUCGUGUGACUGUUUACACCUUUAAAGGAGCAGUUCGACAUUUCUGUAAAUCUGUUUUCUCCAGAGCCACAUUUCAUCUCUGCGGGUGCAGUACAACAGACACAGAAACACCAUAGCAACCAGCUGGAAUCACUGUGCAAUCACCAGUUCACGAUGUAACAACUCCAUAGCAACCACAUAGACGGGCCUUAACAACCCCAUGUUGCUAUAACAACAUGCGUCGGAAGCCAGCUGACCCCUCCGCUCCUUUCAGCGCGAACCUUUCAACAGUCUCUGUGCGUUUUGUGGUUUCUUCAUUCCAUCGGUCCUAUACAGUUUUUUUCAGACGUGUUAGCACAGAGACUGGGAGCGGGGGGAACUGUUAGCCUAGCUUAGCACAGAGACUGGGAGCGGGGGGAACUGUUAGCCUAGCUUAGCACAGAGACUGGGAGCGGGGGGAACUGUUAGCCUAGCUUAGCACAGAGACUGGGAGCGGGGGGAACUGUUAGCCUAGCUUUACCAGCACUGGUCAGGGAUGUAUUAAUAGUAUUAAUGCCAAUUUUUCCCUGUGGUCAGUUGUGAUACUGCACCUGAAGCCCCCCCCCCCAAUACAAACAGGGUCAGUCAUCACUGUCUGUUUUGAAUAGUUUAUAUUGCGCCGUAUCACUUCCUGUCCCGGCAUGAAAGCAUGAAGUCAUGUACCUGUGUUUGUGUUUAAAUACUUACAGCUGAUUGGUCACCUACAGUCCAGGUGUGUCUCCAGCUGCUUUGUGUGAUUAUAACAGAGAACUUAAAGAGUCACUGUUUAUUUGUAUAAAGUUGUAAAAAACAGAAUUAAAUGUAUUAAAAAUGUAGAUUUACAUUAAA